CUUUAACCUGUGCAGAAAAAUGGCGGCGUCAGUUUGCCGAGUCGGGAGCACCGUGGGCCGAGCCCUCGCCAAAAACCGCAAUCCCAUCCUGCUGUCUCUGAGACGUGGCCAGGCCUCAGUCAGCUAUGCCCAGAGCCUGGUGGGUGUCCCGGAAACCCGCCUUACUACCCUGGACAACGGCUUGAGGGUGGCAUCUGAGGAGACAGGACAUGCCACAUGCACCGUUGGACUGUGGAUCGGCGCUGGCAGUCGCUAUGAAAGUGAGAAGAACAACGGAGCGGGCUUCUUCCUGGAGCACAUGGCUUUCAAGGGAACCAAGAAGCACCCUCAGUCAGCCCUGGAGCAGCAGGUGGAGUCUAUGGGGGCUCACCUGAAUGCCUACACCUCCCGGGAGCACACUGCAUACUACAUGAAGACCCUCGCUAAAGACCUGCCUAAAGCUGUUGAGCUGCUGUCAGAGGUAGUGCAGAGCUGCUCACUGAGCGAGGCAGAGAUCGAGCAGCAGAGGGGCGUGGUGCUGCGUGAGCUGGAGGAAGUGGAAGGCAACCUGCAGGAAGUUUGCCUGGACCUGCUGCAUGCUACAGCCUUCCAGGGAACCCCACUGGGACAAAGUGUGCUGGGACCCUCUCACAAUGCCAGGACUCUGACCCGCCAGGAUCUAGUGGACUACAUCAACAGCCACUACAAGGCCCCUCGCAUGGUGCUGUCUGCUGCUGGAGGUGUGAACCAUGCCGAGCUGGUCGGAUUGGCCAAAACUCACUUCAGCGGAGUGUCUUUUGAGUAUGAGGGAGAUGCCGUCCCUGUGUUGUCACCUUGCCGAUUUACAGGCAGUGAGAUCCGUAUGCGUGAUGACGCUUUGCCUCUGGCACACGUUGCCAUUGCUGUGGAGGGGGCCAGUGCCGCCAGCCCAGACAUCGUACCGCUCAUGGUGGCCAACUCAAUCAUCGGCAGCUAUGAUCUCACCUACGGUGGCGGAAAGCAUCUGAGCAGCCGUCUGGCUCGUCUGGCAGUAGAGGAGGGUCUGUGUCACAGUUUCCAGGCCUUCCACUCCUCUUACAGCGACACCGGCCUGCUGGGCAUUUACUUUGUGACUGAGAGGAUGAGCAUUGAAGACAUGAUGCACUGGUCCCAGAAUGCCUGGAUGAACCUGUGCACCACAGUGACAGAGAGCGAUGUAGCUAGAGGCAAGAAUGUUCUGAAGGCCAGCCUGGUUGGACAGCUCAAUGGAACUACACCAACCUGCGAUGACAUUGGCAGACACAUCCUGAACUACGGGCGGCGUAUUCCUCUGGCUGAGUGGGACGCUCGGAUUGAUGCCGUGACCCCCAGGAUGGUGCGUGAAGUCUGCUCCAAAUAUCUCUACGACAAAUGUCCUGCUGUGGCAGCUGUCGGCCCUGUUGAGCAGCUACCUGACUACAACAGAAUGCGCAGCGCCAUGUACUGGCUGAGGUUUUAAGAUAAGUUGUCAAGUUGCUCCACGUGUCCCACGUUUGCUCUUCAUCCUUCCUCCUCAACUUCACCCCCAGUUCUUCCCGUCAUCACUGCAAGAACGAACACCUGAUGAUUGUCCAAACGUCCGCUCGACAGCGCAGGCAGACCUCCAUCUGUCCUCUCUCUUCUCCUUCACUUCCAUGCCCCCCUCUCUUAUCCCGCCCACUGAUCACUCUUAGUUAGCCAUGUGGGGGGCAGCUAGUCUUGAAAUGACAUUGGUUACCUCUUGGUUGUACUGCACAGGUCCUUAUCACCAGGUACAGACUUAAAGAGGGGAGGGGAGAGAGGGCAGACUUUAAAACACAAAGUAAUCCAUCUGCUGUCACAUCAGGACGUGGUACAGGCAGUGCUCAACACAAACAGUUUGGAGCAAGAGUAUAUUUAUAAUUUCUGAAGAUUGUUUUUGUCCUCUAUUGUACAUAACAGAAGCUCUCAUUCCGACAAAAAUAAAAUACUGUAAAACA
Scomber scombrus (Atlantic mackerel) is the source of this 1955-nucleotide messenger RNA. It is a transcript of the gene uqcrc1, whose product is annotated as cytochrome b-c1 complex subunit 1, mitochondrial. Bases 20 to 1456 code for a protein of 478 amino acids. The transcript is spliced from 13 exons. Gene Ontology annotation, cellular component: mitochondrion. The record is from RefSeq and is a predicted model, not a curated record. Gene Ontology annotation, molecular function: metal ion binding. NCBI's taxonomy places the organism in Eukaryota, Metazoa, Chordata, Actinopteri, Scombriformes, Scombridae.